UUGGUCACAGCUGGUCUCUUCCGUCAUGAUAUUAGUCCCUCAGCUGGUCUCUUCCGUCAUGAUAUUAGUCCCUCAGCAGGUCUCAUCCGUCAUGAUAUUAGUCCCUCAGCUGGUCUCUUCCGUCAUGAUAUUAGUCCCUCAGCUGGUCUCAUCCGUCAUGAUAUUAGUCCCUCAGCUGGUCUCUUCCGUCAUGAUAUUAGUCCCUCAGCUGGUCUCAUCCGUCAUGAUAUUAGUCCCUCAGCUGGUCUCUUCCGUCAUGAUAUUAGUCCCUCAGCUGGUCUCAUCCGUCAUGAUAUUAGUCCCUCAGCUGGUCUCAUCUGUCAUGAUGUUAGUCCCUCAGUUGGUCACAGCUGGUCUCUUCCGUCAUGAUAUUAGUCCCUCAGCUGGUCUCUUCCGUCAUGAUAUUAGUCCCUCAGCUGGUCUCAUCCGUCAUGAUAUUAGUCCCUCAGCUGGUCUCUUCCGUCAUGAUAUUAGUCCCUCAGCUGGUCUCUUCCGUCAUGAUAUUAGUCCCUCAGCUGGUCUCCUCCGUCAUGAUAUUAGUCCCUCAGCUGGUCUCUUCCGUCAUGAU
Coregonus sp. 'balchen' is the source of this 568-nucleotide messenger RNA. Lineage: Eukaryota; Metazoa; Chordata; Actinopteri; Salmoniformes; Salmonidae. The record is from the annotation of a GenBank genome assembly.